This is a messenger RNA of Carassius auratus (goldfish), 921 nucleotides long. RefSeq names its product CMRF35-like molecule 8. Gene Ontology annotation, molecular function: transmembrane signaling receptor activity. Bases 43 to 921 code for a protein of 292 amino acids. The record is from RefSeq and is a predicted model, not a curated record. Lineage: Eukaryota; Metazoa; Chordata; Actinopteri; Cypriniformes; Cyprinidae. Gene Ontology annotation, cellular component: plasma membrane. The transcript is spliced from 7 exons.
CUGUAACAUUAGUCACAUAAUCUGGUUUCAUAUUUCAGUAAAAUGUUCAGCAUGUGUGUCGUUCUGCUCGUCUUUUCCAGCAUCUCUACAGCUGUUGUUGGUGCUCCAGAAACAGUCACAGGACACAGAGGAGAGAGAGUAGAUAUCAGAUGCCCCUAUGAAUCUGGAUAUAAAUCAAAUUCAAAGUAUUUAUGUAAAGGAGAGUGUAUCUAUGGAUUUAGAAACAUUUUGGUUAAAUCAGGAUCUCCAGCUGAAGACGAGAGAUUCUCUCUGACCGAUGACAAGAGGACCAGCGUUUUCACCAUCAGCAUCACUGACCUGAGAACAGAGGAUACAGGACGAUACUGGUGUGGAGUGGAGAGGACUUUAGCUGAUGUCUAUUCAGAGAUUAAGUUGCUGGUUAAAGAGGAUCAGAUUCAACAAACCACCAGCAUCACAACCACAGAAAGAAAAACCACUAUCACAGAUCAGGACAGCUCCUCAACGGGUGAUGUCUGGAGCACAGAGUCUGUCAUCUACGUCUCUGUGGGGUUAGUCCUCGUGAUGAUCAUCUUCCUCGCUGCGCUGACGGUGUUGUGUAGAAAGAGAAGGAAGAAAUCAACAAGAGUUACACAAUCUGGGCUUUCACCACAAGUCUCCAUUGUGCUUCUUUCUUUGAAUGAACACACUGCAGAGGAGAUUGACUGCAACGACCCCAAACAUGAGGAUAUCAACAAGAUGAAGGGCAAGAACAAAGACAUCCACACUAUCUACACUGCAAUAGAUAGACCAGAAGAAUCAUCAAUCUACUCAACAGCUGAUAAACCAGAAGAAUCAUCAAUCUACACAACAGCAGAUAAACCAGAAGAUUCAGUGAUCUACACAACAGCAGAUAAACCAGAAGAUUCAGUGAUCUACUCAACAGCAGGCACAUGUGGGUGA